This is a messenger RNA of Rodentolepis nana, 3738 nucleotides long. The record is from the annotation of a GenBank genome assembly. NCBI's taxonomy places the organism in Eukaryota, Metazoa, Platyhelminthes, Cestoda, Cyclophyllidea, Hymenolepididae.
AUGAAGUAUAUUUACCAAAUUCACCUGGCUUUAGUUCUCGACACAAUCAAUGAGAUCAAUGUGGUUUCUAAAUCUCAUGAGCUUAGCGAUCUUUUAACUCCAGUUUCGGUCAAAUGGUUUUUGGCUUACCUCAUAAACAAACGAGUUGUGGAAGAUGGAACACUCUUGAAAGCAUUCCCAGUUAUAGUGGAUUGCAUUGACCAUCGGUUUCCUUGCAGCCUUGAACUUGCAAUCUCUGAAAUUUUGAAGGCAGUCAAGGCUAUACUUAGACGCCUUCCUGCAAGUGGUAUUGAUAGAGAAAAGAGAGUUGGUCUUUUGUGUCUCGGGCGGUCUCUGAGACUGUUAACUACUCUUCGUAGUCCUUCGAAAUUUUUCAAUUUCGAUUUCAACGUGAAAGAACUUUUGCAACAAUCUAAGCAAUAUAGUCAAAACGUUCAAGCUUAUGCUAUAACAUUUGUGUUAGAAUAUCUCAAUCAUAAAGGUGGCAGAGCGGUACACACUACUUCUCACACGAUUGAGGAGUUGUUAGAAAUCCUCAAUGCAAAGGAGAAAAAAUUCGGAGAGGAUGCAUUAACUAGAGCAUCGUCAUCCGAAUAUCGUUAUAUUGCUUUUGAGGAAAGGGGUUGCGUGUCGGAACUUCUGGAAAAUUCUUUGCUACAGCAAGUCAUACCUUUUAAUAAGCCGAUCUAUGAAGGUCACAAGAAGUAUCUAAUUGGAGGCAGUCACCCCAUACGGAACUCCGUACAAGUCCUCUCUUACCUGGAUCUUCAAAUUACAAAAAGCUUUCUCAUAUUAAGUUCAAAAUAUAUAAAUCCAAAUAUAGUAUUAAAAUCUCGCUCGAUUAUUGAGGAUCGGGGCCAAAUUUGGUGCAUUUUCUACGCAGUAGGUAAAUACAUUACGAGCAAUGAAAAAAUUGUAUCGAACUCAGUAGUCCAGUGGUUUCGAAAAUGUGUGAAUAAGUGGUUUCCAAAAAGGAGCUUUGUCAGCCAUAGGGAAAUUCAGCAGAUCGAAAAAGACUUCACUGCACUUGUCGAAUCACAGACUAUUCGAAUUAUGACGCAUAUUUACAAUACCAUGCCUAAUUUUAUCUACUCUGAACUGAGUAAACUUAAACGAGAUAAUGAUCAGUCACCCAGAAGGCUUUUGGCAAAUUCCUUGACUAUGCAACUCUUUCCAGCUUGUUUAGCAUACUUCAAAGUGAGCGCGGUUAGAAAAGCAACGGAUAUCCUAUUAUUGGAGCCUCAUUUUAUGAAUAAAACUCCAUCUUCAAAGAAAGGUUAUUCCCAGAGUGACUGGGAAUUGGCUCUUGAUAUUUGCAGACUGAUUUCAAGGGUGAUAAAGCUUGCUUUUUCCAACAGGCCUGACUCGGAUGCAAUGAGUGAGUUAAGGAAUGUCUUCGAAAGUAUCCUUGAUAAAAAGCCUUGCACUUUCAAACAAAUCAAUAAGCUCAUUUGCCAUAAUAUCUUUGUUUUAUUCCUGGCAAAGUUCAACAGCCGAGCCACGAAAGAAAUAGGCAAUAUUUACUUACAAGUAGUUAAAAUGCUGAGAAUGCUCCAAUAUCCACGUUGGACCAAAAAUACUAUAACGAAUGAGUGGAUUCGUUUAGUCAAGAGCGAACCUCAUGAACGAAGCCGCAGGGAGUUAAGUAAUUCCCUCAUUUGGAAUUGGAAAGCCAUUAGUGAACUUUUGGAGGAAGGUUUAAUCGAUCGCCAUAGACUUGAUAAUCUACUGAGUCUGAAUAUCAAGGCCGGGAAUAUUUGUGCGGUGACGCUAUUAAUCGACCUACUAGAUAGGUUUAUUCUGCCGUCUAUUUCGCCAGAAAAGGUCGAGGUUCCAACGGAUGGAAAUCAAUGUGCAAAUGUUUCAACAUAUCUGCCUGGUAACUUUUUCAGGCUCACACAUAAACCCCACUUUGCAAUUCUCAAUGAAUUUGAUUUGCAAAAAUCUACAAAAGCUCUAAUGAAUCUGCAAAAGCUAAACAAUAGAAAUUGUCGAGAAUUUGAUUUCCAGUUCAAUUCCACUUGUGCUCGAAUACGCGCGUUCUUGAAUCGCGACCUGUUAGAGGAAACUAUGGGCGAGGUGUUAUCAAAGAAAUAUUGGCGUGGUGAAGAAGAAAAAGUCGAACCUGUGGAAAUAAAGCUAUUCACAAAGAGGGCGAUAUUUCAGUGGUUCAGUGGGUACGCGGAACGCAAGCAAAAUGAUCCCUCAAAAUUUGAUGAGCUCCUUGUUGAAUGGAUGGAUUCUUGCAAUUGGUCAAAGACCAUUUCCGAUUUACCGAAAAUGGUUGCCUUUCUCCGGAUAUGCGUAUCACUAGCGUUUGAUAAUACCCUUAAUUUCAACGCAAUAUCGCAAUCCGAGGAAUUUAUUGACCUAAUAAUCACAUGCAGUAAGAAAUUUUCAAAUUUGAUACCAGUACGAAGGAGAUUACUGGGCCAUGUAAUUGGCAGACUGGGAAAGACUAUAAUACAACAUUACGAAGACAUAUCUUGUGAAUUCAAUCCGAGGCCAUAUACGAACUUUUUAUUGCAACUCUUUAGAAGACUCCUCAUGCAUUUUCCUGCAGUAGAUGAACGGGAUCAGAGUGAGAAACAUGGUGAUAUUCAUAGGUUCAUUCUAAUUGCUUUUGGCCAUCUGUUGCAUCAACUUGGGCCAUGCCGAAUGCCAAAGUUUGCAGCAGAUUUUAUGAAAAUACUUCAACAUGGAUUCUUGAUGAAAUGUUACUGUACUAAGACUAGUGACCACACGACUCCUGUUGAGCAGUUUGAAGCUACACGAAAGUUAUUCCGUAAGAUUUACGCACAGCUACUGAAGAGUUUGACUUUCCAUGUGUUAUUGGGGAAUAAGCACAAUUUGGAGGAAAAAUUAAUUUAUCUGUGGAUCAAAAUCCUGCAUAAAUAUUCCGACUUCAUAUGCGAAUUUUAUCACUACUUCUCAAAGGUAAUUUCAGUCUCGCAAUCUGUCCUGAGGAAUAUUUUGGCUUUUGCUAGGCCAAGUACGGAUGAAAUUCCUGAAUAUACUUUGAAUGCAAAAAACAGGUUCCCUCCAAUUGCAAAACAAUCAAUAGACUCGGAUAUCAGGUCUGAAACCCCCGCAAACUUAAAUCAGCCGGGAGAUUACUUAUCAAGAUACUUUAAUGUUUCUAUGUUUGGUCAAAGUUCGAACGAUAAGGAAAGAGAAGCGGCAGCAAUUCAAAUAAAUACGAUUCUUUACUUUGAGGCUGUCUUUAGGCAGUCGCGUCUUUUUUCCGAAGCCAACCAUAAUGGUAAAUAUGUUCAUGAAUUUCUGGCCGAUUUGGUGACUUACUUGGGCCUCCAUGCAUUACAGAAGGCACAAUUGAAGGACUACCUCACUGGUGGCACGAUGACUAAAGUCCAACUACCAGAAAUAGUUUUUCUGGAGUCUUUUAUGCUGCAAUUGUCUGAAGAUGGCCAGUCAAUUCUUGUCAGCUAUCUAGUUGGUCAACUGAGAUACGAAUGCCUCUGGACACGAUUCUUUUCGCAAUGUCUUCUUACACUGUUGCGCAAGUCAGGCGAUUUGACCUUGAAAUCAAUAAUCAUCAGUGUUUUAAUUGAAUAUCUUAGAUACGGAACUUUCCAAUCCUAUGGUCUACUGUUUGUGAGCUACAAUAUCAGGGAAAAACUUGAUUUUUCAGAAUUGCUAAAACUUUAUGGUGAUGAGGAACGGGCUCUCUUUGAUAAUGCAAGAGAAUUGUACAAUGCAAAGUGCAGAAAAAAAUAA